AGAACAUUCUACCAACUUCCAUUUGCCCCUUUCCCAAGCUUCUAGUGCGCUUGAUAAUGCUAACCCCACUGCGACUGCCACUGUAAUACGACGAUGGCAACCAGAAGAACUCCGACGCUAACAAAAUCCGUUUUCGCCGCCGUAACCGCUUCUAGGACUUCUCGCUCUCGCUCCCAUUCCGCGCGACGACUCUUCCCCGCCAUCCCUCGCGCUUCGGAGAAUUCCCUUUCUCGGUCUCAGAUUAUCGACGCCACCAAUGUCGCCUCCGCCAAGUUCCUUUCUCGCUCUUUCACUCGCACCUUCCACGCCACUAAUCCCUCCCUCCGCUCCGCCGCAAGCUCUCAGGUGGCGCAGACGGACUUCACAGAUAUGGCAUGGGAGGGGAUUGUUGGUGCUGUUGAUGCGGCGCGAGUUAGUAAACAACAAAUUGUGGAGUCUGAGCACUUAAUGAAAGCUCUUUUGGAGCAAAAGGAUGGCUUGGCUAGAAGGAUAUUUACUAAGGCAGGAUUGGACAACACGUCCGUUCUACAGGCUACUGAAGAUUUUAUAGCUAAGCAACCUAAGGUUACGGGUGACACUAGUGGUCCUGUAGUGGGCUCGCAUUUUAGCUCCCUCUUGGACAAUUCUCGAAAGUACAAGAAAGAAAUGGGGGAUGAGUAUGUGUCUGUGGAACACCUUUUGCUAGCAUUUCAUUCUGAUAAGAGAUUUGGACAACAGUUGUUUAAGAAUCUUCAGCUUAGUGAGAAAGCUUUGAAGGAUGCUGUACAAGCUGUUCGGGGAAGUCAAAGAGUGACCGAUCAAAAUCCAGAGGGGAAAUAUGAAGCAUUGGACAAGUAUGGAAAUGAUCUGACUGAACUUGCUAGGCGUGGCAAGCUUGAUCCCGUCAUAGGUCGAGAUGAUGAAAUUCGGCGCUGUAUCCAGAUAUUAUCAAGGAGAACAAAAAACAAUCCUGUUAUUAUUGGUGAACCUGGUGUGGGGAAAACUGCAAUUGCUGAAGGAUUAGCUCAACGUAUAGUGCGUGGUGAUGUUCCAGAGCCAUUGAUGAAUCGAAAGUUGAUCUCCCUUGAUAUGGGUUCAUUGCUUGCUGGGGCCAAGUAUCGUGGAGAUUUUGAAGAAAGGUUGAAAGCUGUCCUGAAGGAAGUUACAGCAUCAAAUGGGCAAAUAAUUUUGUUUAUUGAUGAAAUUCAUACCGUUGUAGGUGCAGGGGCUACAAGUGGUGCAAUGGAUGCUGGGAACUUGUUGAAGCCAAUGCUUGGACGAGGUGAACUUCGAUGUAUAGGAGCAACUACAUUGAAUGAGUAUAGAAAAUAUAUUGAAAAGGAUCCUGCACUUGAGCGUAGAUUUCAACAAGUGUUUUGCAGUCAACCAUCUGUUGAAGAUACAAUAUCCAUUCUUCGUGGGUUGCGUGAACGCUAUGAGUUGCAUCAUGGAGUCAAAAUAUCAGAUAGUGCACUUGUUUCAGCAGCAGUUCUUGCAGAUCGAUACAUUACAGAACGCUUCUUACCUGACAAAGCCAUUGAUCUUGUUGAUGAAGCUGCUGCAAAACUGAAGAUGGAGAUCACCUCUAAGCCUACGGAAUUGGAUGAGAUAGACAGGGCUAUAUUGAAAUUGGAGAUGGAAAAGCUCUCUUUGAAAAAUGACACUGACAAGGCAUCUAAAGAAAGAUUAAGUAAGCUUGAAAACGAUUUGAGUUUACUUAAACAGAAGCAAAAAGAAUUGACAGAACAAUGGGACAGCGAAAAAGUUUUUAUGACUCGGAUAAGGUCAAUCAAAGAAGAGAUUGAUAGAGUCAACCUAGAGAUGGAAGCUGCUGAGCGUGAUUAUGACCUGAACCGUGCUGCUGAGCUUAAGUAUGGAACUUUGAUGUCCCUUCAGCGCCAAUUAGAAGAAGCUGAAAAGAACCUAAGUGACUUCCGAAACUCUGGACAAUCUUUACUCCGAGAAGAGGUCACUGACCUUGAUAUUACAGAGAUUGUUAGCAAAUGGACCGGUAUACCAUUAUCAAACCUCCAACAAACAGAGAGAGAAAAGUUAGUCUUGCUGGAACAGGUUCUUCACAAGAGGGUGGUUGGUCAGGAUACUGCUGUAAAAUCUGUCGCUGAUGCAAUUCGCCGUUCAAGGGCUGGAUUGUCUGAUCCAAAUCGGCCAAUUGCAAGCUUCAUGUUCAUGGGUCCGACUGGUGUUGGCAAAACUGAGCUUGCCAAGGCUUUGGCUGGUUACUUGUUUAACACUGAAAAUGCUCUUGUUAGAAUUGAUAUGAGUGAGUACAUGGAGAAACAUGCUGUUUCACGUCUAGUUGGAGCCCCUCCUGGUUAUGUUGGUUAUGAAGAAGGCGGUCAGCUAACUGAAGUGGUCAGGAGAAGACCCUACUCUGUGGUACUAUUUGAUGAAAUAGAGAAGGCACAUCACGAUGUCUUCAACAUCUUGUUACAGUUGUUGGAUGACGGAAGGAUUACUGACUCUCAAGGAAGGACUGUUAGCUUCACAAAUUGUGUUGUGAUUAUGACUUCAAACAUUGGUUCUCAUUACAUACUUGACACUCUUCGUAGUACACAAGAUGAUAAAACUGCAGUCUAUGAUCAGAUGAAAAGACAAGUUGUUGAGUUGGCUAGGCAAACUUUCCGUCCAGAGUUCAUGAAUCGCAUUGAUGAAUAUAUUGUUUUCCAGCCUCUGGAUUCCGAACAGAUCAGCAAAAUAGUGGAGCUCCAGAUGGAGCGAGUGAAAAACAGGCUCAAGCAGAAGAAAAUUGAUCUUCAUUACACAGAAAAAGCUGUUAAACUUCUUGGUGUACUGGGUUUUGAUCCAAAUUUUGGAGCUAGACCAGUUAAAAGAGUGAUACAGCAAUUGGUUGAAAAUGAAAUUGCUAUGGGAGUUCUAAGGGGAGAUUUCAAAGAAGAGGACUCAAUCAUUGUUGAUGCUGAUGUGACUCUAUCAGGCAAAGAACGUUCUCCUCUAAAUAAACUGCUUAUUAAGAAGUUGGACAGCCCUGAUGCGGAUGCCAUGGUCGUCAAUGAUUAAUUUUGCCUACUAGCUUCAGUUAGAUAAAAGCAGAGUUUAAAAAAAAAAAUUGGUAAAACUCCAUAGGGUACGAACGUAGUACUUUUUUUUUUGUGUGUAACUAUUGUCUUGAGGAUAUUGUGUUUAAAAAUAAUUGUUGAUUCAGGUUUUAUUCGAGACUCGGGUACUUUUUUUUUUUUUUAUCAUGACAACCAUGAGGAUUGAGCUCAAGACGUCAUGCAUAUUCUUCCAACUCCUAGUUGGCUGCCCCUUGUCGUUGAUGAUUAUGAAAAGGUGUUAAGAUUGAAUACAUAAGCAGCAUGUAUUUAAACCUCA
This is a messenger RNA of Glycine soja, 3333 nucleotides long. RefSeq names its product chaperone protein ClpB4, mitochondrial-like. Gene Ontology annotation, cellular component: cytoplasm. Bases 94 to 3018 code for a protein of 974 amino acids. The record is from RefSeq and is a predicted model, not a curated record. The transcript is spliced from 10 exons. Gene Ontology annotation, molecular function: ATP hydrolysis activity; ATP binding. Gene Ontology annotation, biological process: protein refolding; cellular response to heat. NCBI's taxonomy places the organism in Eukaryota, Viridiplantae, Streptophyta, Magnoliopsida, Fabales, Fabaceae.